UUCUGGCCUUCUUUGACGGAUCGUCCGUCCGAUCUAGCUCCGAGCGCAACUGUUAUUGAUUCGACGUCGGAAAUCCCAGAUUAGAGUUGGCUGUGCAGGAUGGCUGCGAUCAGCAAAUGGACGGUCUCCGAGGUAUGGCCGGACGGUCAAAAGCACCACCCCCCCACAAGAAACACGAGAGAGAAAGAAUUGUCCCUCACCAUGCCUUGGCCUCUCAGCCGUAUGUCGAUGUAGCAGGAACCUUACUGGAGGGUCCAUUCUAUGACGAAGCCCGCAAUGAGCUCCGCUUCGUCGACAUCUGGGAAGAGAAGCUGUAUUCGCUGGACCUGGCUCAGGGGCCCAGCUCACUCCGGAUCCUCGACACGUCGACGUCGAUCGGAGUGACAGCCAAUAUCGCGGAUCCGACCGACUCUUACGAGGGCCAGGUCGUCGUAGCUGCGAAACACGGCUAUGCACUCCUCAACCGCACCACAGGCGAGCUGUCAUAUCUCGCCAAAGUCUGGGAUGAACAAAAGGACGCGGCAAAGGCGCACCGGAUGCGUUUCAACGACGGAGCGGUCGACAGCCAAGGACGGUUCUGGGCGGGGUCAAUGAACGACAACAAAGUGCAAGAGCCCGUCAACGAAGGCGUUCUGUUCCGUCUAGACCCCGAUCUGACGCUGCACCGGAUGGUCGAGCAAGUGACGAUUCCCAACGGGAUUGGGUGGAAUGCCGCGGACGACACGAUGUACCUGACGGACUCGCCGACGGGCAAGAUCUACGCGUUUGACUUUGACGCCCCCUCGGGGACCAUCCGCAACCGGCGCGUGUACUUCGACCUCCAGGACGAGCCCAAGGUGCCCGAUGGGUUCGCCAUUGACGUGGAAGGCUGCAUCUGGAGUGCGAUCUACGGAGGCGGUAAGGUCAUCCGUAUCUCGCCCGAGGGGCAGGUCAUUGGCGAGGUGUUGCUGCCCACCCGGAACAUCACCUGUGCGGCCUUUGUGGGCACCGAGCUGUUCAUCACGACGGCCAAGGACGAGACUGAUGAUGCGGCGCUGCCGAACUCUGUUCGGUACGGGGGGCGACUGUAUCGGGUUGACGUGGGGGUUCGUGGACAGGCCAAGAAUGCGUUUCGCCUGGAAAAGUGAUCUGACCGAUCUUACCUAGUAUAUAAGUUGAUGAAGACUGUGGAAACGUUAGAUUGCGUCGCAGUUAUAUGAAGGAACUUACAAG
Messenger RNA from Aspergillus campestris IBT 28561, 1212 nucleotides. Its product is annotated as SMP-30/gluconolactonase/LRE family protein. The coding region runs from base 117 to 1127 and encodes 336 amino acids. The transcript is spliced from 3 exons. Gene Ontology annotation, molecular function: gluconolactonase activity; calcium ion binding. Gene Ontology annotation, biological process: L-ascorbic acid biosynthetic process. NCBI's taxonomy places the organism in Eukaryota, Fungi, Ascomycota, Eurotiomycetes, Eurotiales, Aspergillaceae. The record is from RefSeq and is a predicted model, not a curated record.